Messenger RNA from Fimicolochytrium jonesii, 513 nucleotides. RefSeq lists its product as uncharacterized. The coding region runs from base 1 to 513 and encodes 170 amino acids. The transcript has 2 exons. Lineage: Eukaryota; Fungi; Chytridiomycota; Chytridiomycetes; Spizellomycetales; Powellomycetaceae. The record is from RefSeq and is a predicted model, not a curated record.
AUGAGCUCCACAAAGUCACUCUGCAGGGCCCUCUUUCUCAUUGUGCUCUUAGGUGUCUUCAUUGCUGCAACAUAUGGGAAGUUAACCCGCACGCCCAAACGCCUCGAUCCGCGCUGCACGACCGCUUCCUGGAAGCCCCCAGCGCUCGACGCGCAACAUCCCACGGCAUGGCGGCGUGGUGUGUGGCACGUGGGCACCAGAACGCCUUCUCGUUCGCUCAGGAAAUGGUCAUGGAUUCCACUAUGCUCGAUGAUCGAUAUGGCGACCGUUCGCGGGAAUCAUCUGACGGCCGCUGAGCGCAAGAAUGUGGAGAAGAGGAUUAAGGCGGUUGAGAAAGAGCGGGAUUUGGCGGAUCGGGAGUAUUAUGGGGUUCCCCAACCGGACAUCGGGAUGAGAAAGGAAAACAACACGAAUUAUGAUGACGGGGACGGAGGAACAUCUGAGGACCUGCUGUGGGCGCAAACGAUUCACCGUUGGGAGCACUCAGGCUUUUCUCGCAUCGUAGAAUCCUGA